AUGGCACCAAGAAGGAGGAACAUACGUAACCUUCAAAAUCCUCUACCCACAACCCAAGCCGAGCUUGAUGCCUUAUUAAACCAACGCAUUGCUGAUGCAAUUGCACAACACGAGGCAACACGUGCUCACCAAAAUGAUGGGCCAAGAGUUCAAUCCCCACCAGUAGCCCAAAAUUCUGCUAACGGAUGCACGUAUAAACAAUUUCUAGAUUGCAAACCAUUGAAUCUUGAUGGCACGGGUGGUGCCGUAUCAUUCGUUCGUUGGACUGAGAACAUGGAUUCUAUGAUUCAUAUGAGCAACUGUACCCCUAAUCAAACUGUGUUAUAUGUAUCGGGAAUGUUCAUGUCUGAAGCUUUGUCAUGGUGGAACCUACAAGUACAAAUUUUAGGAGACGCAGCAGCUUAUGCCAUCACGUGGGAUAAACUAAAGGAGAUGAUGAGAGAGAAAUACUGUUCGAGAGUGGAGUUGCAAAUGUUAGAAACAGAGUUUUCGAAUUUAACAAUGGAUGGACCAGAUAUCUAUGGGUACACCCAACGAUUCCAUGAUCUUUCACGAGUAGUUCCUUAUAUGGUAACUCCUGAGUUUAAACGAGUUGAACGGUAUAUUUGGGGAUUAACACCUCAGAUCCGAUGUAUGAUCACGUCUUCACAUCCUACGACAGUCAUCGAGGCCAUCACAAUCUCCGUUAGCCUAACCGAGGAAGCAAAGAGAAUGAACAAAUUUGAUAAGAAAGGUACCAAGAAAACAAAGGAUAAACAAGUGGAAUCCGCGUCACAUGAUGAUAAACGAAAAAUCUAUCAAUUCAAGAAAGGAUCCCAAUCAAGCAAUAAUAAAAAGGAGAACCCCCCAAAGAGAACUGGUAAAGCAUUUGUGGCAGCAGCAGAGACGGAACCGAAAGAAUUAGCAAAUGGAAAGGUGAUUGAAUCCGAUAAAAUUAUUAAAGGGUAUUCUUUAGAACUAGGAGGACGAAAAUUCAAAAUUGACCUAAUACCCGUUCAACUGGGUAGUUUUGAUAUUGUAAUUGGAACGGAUUGGCUAUCCAUCAAUCAAGCCGAAGUCAGUGAACACGAGCACCAUCUUAGAACUAUUCUUGAGUUGUUGAAAAAGCAGAAACUGUAUGCGAAAUUAUCCAAAUGCGAAUUUUGGCUUCGCAAAGUUCAAUUUCUCGGACACGUAGUCAACGAGAAAUGCAUACACGUUGAUCCAUCCAAAAUCGAGGCCAUAAAGAAUUGGAGUGCACCAAAGACACCGACCGAAGUACUCGAAUUUUUAGGAUUGGCUGGUAAUUAUCGAAGAUUCAUUGAGAAUUAUUCGAAGAUUGCUCAAUCACUCACUUCUCUCACUCAAAAAGAUGAGAAAUUUGAUUGGCGAGAAAAACAAGAAGCCGCUUUCCAACUACUUAAAGAUAAACUCUGUAAUGCACCAAUUCUAUCACUCCCAGUUGGUACGGAUGAUUUCGUAGUCUAUUGUGAUGCCUCACGACAAGGAUUAGGAUGCGUGUUAAUGCAAAGAGAGAAAGUUAUUGCAUACGCAUCACGCUAA
Molecule: messenger RNA, 1542 nt
Organism: Helianthus annuus (common sunflower)
Lineage: Eukaryota; Viridiplantae; Streptophyta; Magnoliopsida; Asterales; Asteraceae
Exons: 4
Coding region: 1-1542 (513 amino acids)
Source: RefSeq, a predicted model, not a curated record